Molecule: messenger RNA, 1308 nt
Organism: Uloborus diversus
Lineage: Eukaryota; Metazoa; Arthropoda; Arachnida; Araneae; Uloboridae
Exons: 6
Coding region: 1-1308 (435 amino acids)
Source: RefSeq, a predicted model, not a curated record
AUGGCGUCCAAAGAGUCCGCCAACAAACGCCAGGCCAAAGUGGCCGCUGGCGUUCAAACGGACGAAGUGCGUCGCCGAUGUUGGCGCCAUCGAAGAAGUAGUACCGCCAUCUCUCAGGAGAACCUGGAAAUUACCAGCAUGGACACUUCUCUAUUGAACGAAACAGAUUCGAACUGUGGAACAUUGAGCUCGAAUGCUACCAGUGACACUUUGCAGUCGAACGUCUCUCCUAGGUCCACAUUACGCAGUGCACUGCCAAGUGUAAAUUUUCCUAAAUGGUCACGCACCAGCAAGAAACCUAAUGCUGUGUCUGUACUGACAGAGAGGUAUUUAAGUGCACUGUAUCGACCGUUUGCCUCUGUUCGGAAACAGCUUACAGAACAAGCGCUGUCCAGAUGUCAGCUUGUUGGGCAAGAGCACUUUGAAGCGCACUACCUUGGACCGACAGCACUAUUCUUGAGGACAGUCCGGGACUGCCAAGGGAGUUUUCCAUCGUUCGGCCUACGGAAGCACCGCACUGGUCGAUCCAGAAAAAAGAAGUGCCCUACGGGGUGGCCCCUCUGCACCCGUGGGUCCGUCCUCGUGCAUCUGUGUGAUCCAGAUCCUUCCCUCCUGAAAGCAGGUGACUUUUAUUUCGUGGCCACACCUGUCGGGGUGGCCCUCAAGUGGACAGAACGAGGCGACUCCUCCGUCCGAGAACGGUGCCUGGACGCGCGAGAGUUCAGCCACGAAAUGGCCGCCUUGGUCACUUCUCAGUCUUCCGAAGACGAUGAGGAUGCUGCGGCGAAAAGCAAUCUUCUGGUUGCUGAGGAACAAGGCAUCCGAAGACUGGAAGUGAGCCACCUAAUGGAAGAACUGACAGCUGGGGGAAGGAGACGUGGUCGCUUGUACAACACAAGAGACAGUUGGGUUCAGACGGAGAAGGACCUUGCCAAAUCUUCCUGUCAAUCUCCCGUAGAAAGCAAAGCCGCCGAAGUUCCACAUCCUCUCGCACCCCUUGCAAGUGAAGAAGAAUUCUGCUCCGACUCUGAACAGAAGCAACGGUCAGUUCAAUCAAGUGAUAGUGUAGUUGAAGAAGAAAUCCUAACCAUCGAAAGACGAAGUCCGCUUCCGGAAGUUCAGCAACCAAAUGCCAUUGCAGACAUAAAUCCUGAUGUCAUGUGUUCUCAGGUUGCCAUUAUGCCAGGUUGCAGAGAUGUUUGUGGCAGAUCCGUUGUUUAUAUUUCUUUGGAAAAAAUACAAAGUCAUAAAAUUACAGCUGCGCAAUUGGCAGAAAUUCUGCUAUACUAUCAGAGCAUACCCAAGUAA